CUGUAAUUUUCUCUCCGAGGAAUCUAUCUAUCUCAACAAAACUCUUUCACCAGCGCCCACUCUCUUCACUCAACACAGUCUCCAUGGCUUCCACCGAUCGCCGCCUUAGGAUCAUCGCCGGAGCCGAUUCCUUCGGCAGCGACCUCAAGGACACCCUGGUAGCUCAGCUCCGCGCCUUGAACAUCGACGUCCAAGACCUAGGCACCGACAAGUACUACUCAGUCGGCGAAGAAAUCGGGCGCCGCGUUAGCCAAGCCGCCGCUACCUCCGAUCCAUCAAUCGAGACUCGAGGCCUCGUCGCCUGCGGCACCGGCGUCGGAGUCGCCAUCUUCGCCAACAAAUUCCCCGGCGUCUACGCCGCCACUUGCCUCACCCCCGGCGAGGCCAUCAACGCCCGAUCGAUCAACAAUUGCAACGUCCUCGCCGUUUCCGGCAUGAACACUUCCCCCGAUGUCGCUUCGCAAAUUCUCGAUUCCUUUCUCAAUACUCCCUUCAAAUCUCCCUGCCCCGCCUCCGGCUCAAACCCUUGGCCUUCAGAUCUCGAAUCGUUUUUCGAUAGUUCCCUCCCCGAAAUGUCAAAAAUCGGAACUCCGAAAAACGCGGAGAAAGAAACGCCGAAAAAUGCGGAGAAAGACACGGCGUGUAUGCUAUGCUCGCUGGUUAAGAACCGGGAAUUUACGGGAGUUGAGAUAAUGCCGGGCGGGUCAAUGAGCAUAGUGCGGGAGACGCCGACGUCGGCGUUUGUGAAGUUCAAGGGUGGGAGUGUGGAACCGGGUCAUCACCACACGUUUGGGCAUGAUGUGGUGGUGGUGCAGGGGAGGAAAACAGUGUGGAAUUUGAGCAAAGGGGAGAAAUACGAUUUGGGGGUGGGGGAUUACUUGUUCACGCCGGCGGGGGAUGUUCAUCGGGUGAAGUAUUGGGAGGACACGGAGUUCUUCAUCAAGUGGGAGGGGCAGUGGGAUAUAUUCCUGGACGAGGAUCUUGCCGCAGCCAAUGCUGCUUUGGAUAAGCAGCAGAAGGAGAAUUAGCUGUUCUGUUUUACUCUGAGAUCCUUCAUAUAUUUUAUGCCUCUUAUGUAUGUUUGUAUGUAUGAAACUAUGAAUAAUGUAUUGAACCUUAUGAGAGACAUCCUUUGUGCUUUGUAUAAUACCUUCCUUGAAUUCUCAAUAAAACUACUCAUUCUCCUUA
Messenger RNA from Ipomoea triloba (trilobed morning glory), 1188 nucleotides. RefSeq names its product DNA damage-repair/toleration protein DRT102. NCBI's taxonomy places the organism in Eukaryota, Viridiplantae, Streptophyta, Magnoliopsida, Solanales, Convolvulaceae. Bases 84 to 1028 code for a protein of 314 amino acids. The record is from RefSeq and is a predicted model, not a curated record. Gene Ontology annotation, molecular function: isomerase activity. Gene Ontology annotation, biological process: carbohydrate metabolic process. The transcript has a single exon.